This is a messenger RNA of Didymodactylos carnosus, 1116 nucleotides long. NCBI's taxonomy places the organism in Eukaryota, Metazoa, Rotifera, Eurotatoria, Philodinida, Philodinidae. The record is from the annotation of a GenBank genome assembly.
AUGGCAUAUUCUCCAUCCUUUCUUCUAGUGGAAUUUCAAGCCCUUUAUAUUUUAGGUUAUGAUGUAUCUAAAGAUUUAAUGUUUAUGAUGGAAGACUAUUGUAAUUUACAUCGUCAAUUUUCUCGUGGUUUAAUAUCGUAUUUUGAACGGUGGUCAAAACGUAUUCAACAUCAAAAUACUUUAUGUUCAUAUAAUACAACCAAACGUGCUGUACUUGAUACGGUUAAAAGUGCAAAGCAAUUAGCUUUUGUUGAAGAUAAACGUAUUCAAAAUAUUCAACAUGUAAUCGAUAAAUAUAAAACAAUUGUCAAUGAUACGUACAUUCCGACACGUUUCUCAUUCCAGCAACAUCGACGAACAAAAGAAUUUAAAAAGCAAUUUAAAGAAGCUUAUCAAAUGUUGAAUGAUUGUAAAAUAAAAUUAGAUAAUUUAAAAAAUGAUUACAAAAUAGCACAAGAGGACUUGAAGAAAGCGGAUAGUGCACAUGAAAUUGUAUUUAGUGAUUCGACAACAACUGAUAAACAACGAACACGUGCAAUUGAAAUGCAAACAAAACGACGUCGAAGUUUGAAGAAAAUAAGUGGUCGAAUAGCAGUUAUUGAAAAUAAUUACAAUCAUGCUAAAAAAGUGUAUUGUAGAAGAGUAAAAGUGAUAUUUCAAGAUUGUCAACAAGAAGAAGAACACCGUUUAGAUUUAAUUAAAGAAACUUUGCUCGAUUUUUGUCAAGCCAUUCAAACUGAAAAUCAGAUAGAAUUAGACAAAGUUUAUGAGAAUUUAGCUUAUCAGAUUCAGACAAAACAAAAUUCAUUGGAUGAUAUUAUUUAUUGGGCACAAUCUUACGGAGCUAUUGACUACAAUACUGACCCAAUAAGAGACGAUAGUAAAACAUCAAAAGUUAGGAAACAACAUAUAUUCGUAGAAGAAUCACCAACAAUCAAUAGUAAAAGUCUAAUUGAAGCAAAAAAAAUGGAUACAAAAGUGUACGAAUCGAUUGUGACUACAUUAGGCGCGGACGACGAAGAUAUAUCCGAAACAAGAAUAACAAGAAUGAGGAAAACUGAUAAAGAAUCUAAUUCUAAGAAAUUUAGUACAACAACAGAAAUAGAUUUUUAUUAG